Messenger RNA from Daldinia caldariorum, 1906 nucleotides. RefSeq lists its product as uncharacterized. The coding region runs from base 188 to 1456 and encodes 422 amino acids. NCBI's taxonomy places the organism in Eukaryota, Fungi, Ascomycota, Sordariomycetes, Xylariales, Hypoxylaceae. The record is from RefSeq and is a predicted model, not a curated record. The transcript has a single exon.
UGACUUUGGAUAUUGGUCGUGUUAUCAACAUAUUUGCACCAUUUCGCAAUUUUUGAGUGACUAUGAAAAUUUUAACCAGACGACUUAUCUUAAGCCUCAACUCACAAAAUACAAAUAUAAGCACUUAGAUAAACACAACUCAGAGAUAAUAUAACCAUAAAAAAUAAAUAAAAGCUAAAUCACAGCCAUGGUGAAAAAGCCCCCCAACUCCAAACCAUCCAAACUCACCCCCCGCGCCUCGAAACCAAGCGCAGCAGCAGCAGCAGCAGAGCCCUCCUCAGCAGGACCUCCACCCAUCGUCUCAACCUCGGCAGAGGACCUCAAAUCGCAGCAACGACUCCUCGACGUCUUCAGCGACACAUUCCGAUCCGUGCUCGGCGCCGAGGACUUCGACGCCGUCCUGCAGAAGGUCAAGCAGGCGCUGUACAACCGGGACUUCGAAGCCGCCUUCGGCAACGAGCGCUUCCUCGAGGUAUACGCCGCGAGAUGGAGCCCGCCCCGCGCGCUGUGCUACGCCGCCGUGCUGCGGGGGAUCAGGGCGGAGUUGGAGCCGUUGUUGCUUCCUACAACGAUUACUGCUGCCGGAAAUAGCACCGAACACGAAGUCGACGAGGUUGAGCUCGGCCGCAUCUCACCCACCCUCGAGCCAGAACCAGAGGCGUCUCCCCCCCACAGCCCUACCACUACCACCACUACUACCACCACUACCACUACUCCUACUCCUACUACUACCACACAACUGAAAAUGCUCGCGAUCGGCGGCGGCACCGCGGAGAUCGCCGCGCUCGGGGCGUUCUUGCGGGGCGCGGGGGACGCGGUGAGCGGGGACCUGACGCUGCUGGACACGGGGCCGUGGGGCGGGGCGAUCGAGAAGCUGCGCGCGGGACUCACGGCGCCGCGCCCGCUGUCCAAGUACGCGAGCGCCGCGGCGCGGGCCUCCAACGCGGCGCUCGUCGCGCCCGCGGAGCGGCUGCGCGCGACGUUCGUGCGGCGGGACGUGCUGGGGCUGGAUAGCCGGGGGCUGGGGGAGCUGCUGGGGCGGGGGCGGGGGCCGGUGCUGGUGACGCUGCUGUUUACGCUGAACGAGCUGUACGCGUCGUCGUCGCCGUCGUCGUCCACGGGGGGCGGCGGCGGGAUGCGCAUGACGACGGCGUUCCUGCGGAACCUGAGCGCGGCUGUGCCGGCCGGGUCGCUGCUGCUCGUGGUCGACAGCCCGGGCAGCUACUCGGAGGCGGCGGUGGGCAAGGAGGCCAAGAAGUACCCGAUGCAGUGGCUGCUGGACCACACCCUGCUCCAGGCCGACAAGCUGCCGGCCGAAGGGUGCCGGUGGGAGAAAUUACAAUCGCACGACUCGCUAUGGUUCCGUCUAGGCGAAGGGCUGCGGUAUCCUAUGGAUUUACAAGAUAUGCGCUACCAGAUGCACUUAUACCGGGCUUGUCCCCGGUCUUCCGACUGAUGAUGAUGAAGAAGAAGAAAAAGCCGGACGUUAAAGGCUGCUACACAGGUCUAUAUACAUAUGUGCCCCUAACCACUGUCACCAUCACCACCACCACCGAUUACUAUUAUUAUCCAAGGAGGGGGUCCUUGCUUUAUCAAUCUAUCAUCAUGCCCAAACCAGCUUCUUUAUGCUAUGACCCAACUGCUCUAGAAUACCCGUGCUCCGCUUCGCCUCGGCGAGGGAGAUGAUAUCGCCCCUCUCGAUGAUGCUCUGCCUCUCCCCGGAGCUAGCCAGAGCCGGCUGGUUGUAGAAGACCAGCCGCUGGAUCUCCGUCGCGAUGAGGUUGAUCUGCUCGCUCUCCGACAUCUCCUUGACGUCCUUCGCGUCGUCCGACACUGCCGUCGUCGAGUGCAGCGCUUUCAAGGCGAUCUUCCGCGGCGCCUGUGUCUGCGGUUUGCCCGUGAUGGC